UCUGAGGUUUUCCACAGAGAACAACGGACGAAAACCAGCGGCGAACUAGUUCGAUCAAUCUCUAGGGUUAGGGUUUCGUUUCUCCGGCGAAGAUGAGUUCCGGUGCGGCGUCAACGAAGGGUGGGAGAGGGAAGCCGAAGGCUACCAAGUCUGUGUCACGAUCGUCCAAGGCUGGGUUGCAGUUCCCCGUCGGUCGUAUUGCUCGGUUCCUCAAGGCCGGGAAGUAUGCUGAGCGUGUCGGUGCUGGCGCUCCCGUCUAUCUCUCUGCCGUGCUUGAGUACCUUGCGGCUGAGGUUUUGGAGCUUGCUGGAAACGCGGCGAGGGACAAUAAGAAGAAUAGGAUUGUGCCGAGGCAUAUACAGUUGGCGGUGAGGAAUGAUGAGGAGUUGAGCAAACUUUUGGGGUCCGUGACGAUUGCGAACGGUGGAGUUUUGCCCAACAUUAAUCAGCAAUUGUUGCCGAAGAAGAUGGGCAAGGGGAAGGGCGAGGUUGGUUCGGCGUCACAGGAGUUUUAGAAUUAGGGUUUUUUGGGUCGUCUAUGUUUCUGUGAUGACUGUAAUAGGGUAGUAGUUUCGUUUUUGUGGAAUUUUUGUUUACUAUAAUAUAAGAUGAAAAUAUUGAUGUUUUCUUCA
Molecule: messenger RNA, 632 nt
Organism: Dioscorea cayenensis subsp. rotundata (Guinea yam)
Lineage: Eukaryota; Viridiplantae; Streptophyta; Magnoliopsida; Dioscoreales; Dioscoreaceae
Product: histone H2AX-like
Exons: 2
Coding region: 93-515 (140 amino acids)
Cellular component (GO): nucleosome
Molecular function (GO): protein heterodimerization activity; structural constituent of chromatin; DNA binding
Source: RefSeq, a predicted model, not a curated record